UGUGUGUGUGUGUGUGUGUGUGUGUGUGUGUGUGUGUGUGUGUGUGUGUGUGUGUGUGUGUGUGUGUCGUGUGAAACUACAUGCACAGGACAGGAGAUUUAAGAAAAUACCAUGACAGGGGCGUCUCUUAAAGAUUUUGUACGGGGGUCGGGGGCCACUAUUAACUUCGAACCCAGACAAAAGCCUUAGAAGAAUUACCACAGCUUUUAUUGUGGUAUUUUUUGUUACAGUUAAGUUUGAAGUUAAGUUAAAAUAAUAAUGAUAAUAAUAAAUCAAUAUUCUUGUGUAGAAUAUUGAAAUUCUAACAUUUUAUCUUGUAUUUUUGAUAAGUGCCAGCUUCCACUUUAAAAGGAUUAAAAGGGUAGAUUUUUAAAAAGUAAGUUGUUUCAAUUUAAAAUUUCAAUUUAAUCAGUAUACUAAAAACCGACAGGCAUGUAAAAUAUUUGUUGUUUGUGGUCACAGUUCAGUGUUGUUAAUAACAAUAUCUGCUUCCUCUGUCUAUCCUGGAGUGACAUUUUAUAUGAAACGUAACAAGUAAGAUUCGUUGGUGCUUCUUUCCUGACGUUUGAACACCCAAUUUAACAAGUCAGAGAAAAAAGAUGGUCUCCACAAUAUAUUUAUUAUUAUUUAUUGGUCAUUACCCCGACGUAGUGUGAAAUGCACUUUGUGUGCAUGCUCUUCUUUAUAGGAUAGUGUUGAGAAGCUUGCCUAACUCUGAAGCAUGCAGAUUGUUGUCUUGCAUCAAUAAGUAAAACUACAUGCACAGAAUGGAGAAUGUUAUGUGAUAGUGGGUGAUCCACCAACCCGGCCUGACAGUCUCAAAUACACAGAAAACAAGCCUCGGUGAGUUUUAACAUUUAUUAUUAUUAUUUUUUUAUUUAUAUAUUUGGAGUUUGCACAGUGGCGCAGUUGGCGUUUCGACCUUUCAGUAAGAAGGUUUUGGGUUCAAGUCGUAGCCUAGGCUCUUUGUGGAUGGAGUUUUCAUGUUCACAGUGUGGAUGUGAGGGUUCUUUAUGAGUGCUCUGCAUUUCUCUAGAGUCCAAGCAGGUGACUCUUAGGUCAAUUGGUAUUUUAAGUGCUUCUGCAUGGCUUAUUUGCCCUGUGUGUCUCUGUGCUGCCCUGUCAUGGACCGGAAACCCUUUUCCUCACCCAAUGACUGCUGGCACCAAUUUCCCCUUAAUCCUCCCACCCCUGCAAGAAUAAGCAGGUAGACAACAAAUGUAUUUAUUUAUUUAUUUUAGCCUACUAGAGGUUUUCUGCCUCACUUUCCUCACGACUUCACUAAAAAUAAAGAUAUGGAUAAAACGAUAACAUUGUCUUGAUAUGAUUUCUGGUUUUAGUUUCCGACACCAGUAUCCUCAUUGGUUCCUAUCUGGUCUGAGGAAGUUCUGGAGACGCCUCCAGCUGCUAUAUGAGGUGGAGUGUACAACAGGCAAACACAGAUUUCUUGACAAUGAUGCUGCCAUUUCAUACCAGUUCAAUGCCAUUUCAUUCCAACAUACAUUCCAUGUACACUGUGAACAAGCCAGGCUAUAUCUAUCUAAAAGUCAAGUGUUUAUAUUAAUUAUUGAGCAAAACAGAUAUAAAAUGUUCAACUUUCCACUUUUACAAAAACUGUGCCAUAUAGUCUGAUAUCUGAUGAUUUCGUAUUUCAUCCUGUUCUCUCCUCCUGCUAAUAGAAUUUAUUAGUUGGAGUAGUUGUAAACACACGACCUUACAGCAGAGAUGACUGAAUGAUAAAAACAAAAAAAAAACAAAAAAAAAGUAAUGAUUGGUUGUCUGAGAAGGUACAAGCCAGGGGUCAGUCCCAGCUCCUCUACAUACUUGCAACAAAAACAGGUAUGAAAUGACGGAAAGAAGUUAAAUUAAUUGCACCUCUAUAUCUUCUAUUGCUACAUCUAACAGUUCAUAACAAAAGAAGAAAAGAAACGAAAAAUAAGAGAAAAGAAAAAUAUAGAAAAGGAAACGUUGCUCAUUUCAGUCUGUAUUGGGAGGGCGAUGUUCUUGCCUCUUCCUUUCUGUCACACUGUGACAAUAUUUGCAGAGUAAAAUCCCAUAAUGUUCAAGCGUGAAACAUUUCGCAUCGGAAUGAGACAUUAAUAGCCCAUAUGUACCCCGCGGCAAUAGUAUGCGCGCGCGCGCACACACACACACACACACACACACACACACACACGCAGACACACAGAGGGGCACGCACACUUGGCCAUCCAUCCAAGAGCGACUGACGGUGCUACGCAUGUGACAACGCCGCUGUUACACUCGAGCAGGACACACGCACACCCUCACACGCUCUAAUCCAAAAAUAGGCUACCUGGGGUCAGAGUGCAGGGCCGUCCUCACGUUGAGGUAGCAGAGGAUGAAAAGUUAAUCUCUCCACCGGUGCAGGAGCGCGCAGCGGGGUUGCUUGCAGCAGCCCUGCUCCCCGCAUGCGACCCCGGGACUGUCCACCUCCGUCUGCCUCCUAGCUCAUUGUUUGCUCGGCCAAUACAUUAGCGGCGUCGCGCGUCACCUUGAUCGACGAGCGCUCGGAAUUUAAAUAGCCCCUCAAACACCAAUCUGUCACCGUCCUAUAGGGGAUAAGGACAAGUGCCUCACUGGCUGACCUGUAGCCACGUGACAGCAGCCGUUCAUUGAUAUCGGUCAGUGCGCGCCCCCUCCUUCCAACACUGAUAAGGAUAGAGUAUAGGUAAAGGUUGGCACGGUCACUUUGGGCAAGGGUGGGUUAGAGGGCGUUUGUUGGAGAGGACGGUUCCUCAGCCCCUCGGAGAACGAUGCCACAAUGAGCAGCUUCUUAGACUACUCGGUGAUGAGCGGAGAAGGUGGCUCAUGCUCCAUCAGGGCUUUCCACUCGGACCACGGGAUUACAGCCUUCCAGUCCUGCGGGGCUGCUGUCAACAGCUGUGGGGCGGAUGAGCACUUCAUGGCAAACAGGACUUCUCCUGACAGCCUCCCCCAUCAGCCGGCGUCUUACCAGUCUUCUGCAAACACUUUGGGUCUCUCCUACGGAGCCCACCCGGCCUGCAGCUCCAGCUAUGGGCCCCAAAGUUUUUGCGCAACAUAUAACCACUACACGCUGAACCAGGAAGUGGACUCUGGAGCUGCGUUUCCCCAGUGCGGUCCAUUGAUGUUUUCGGGUAACUUACCCUCCUCCGUGGUUCCUCAGCACCGCCACGGUUACAGUGCCACCCCACUGGGCCAGCUGCAGUAUAGCCACGCUGCCUACGGAGGCGGACACGAACAAGCACCCCAUUACCCUAGUGGCUCAAACCCUAUGUCACCUCUGCACGCAGCUCACCUGGAGGCUUGUUGUUCACCACUGUCGGAGGGCGCCUCCUCUGCGCAGACUUUCGACUGGAUGAAGGUCAAGAGGAAUCCACCGAAAACAGGACGAUCCGGGGAAUACGGUUACGCAGGUCAGCCGAACACAGUCCGGACCAACUUCACCACCAAGCAGCUUACAGAACUGGAAAAGGAGUUUCACUUCAACAAGUAUCUGACACGGGCGCGCCGCGUGGAGAUCGCGGCCGCGCUGCAGCUGAAUGAGACUCAGGUAAAAAUCUGGUUCCAGAACCGGAGGAUGAAGCAGAAAAAGCGUGAGAAGGAGGGGGUGCUGCCGGCCAAAGCUCCCCCCGCGGAACGGGAGGAAAUCAUCCCGGAGAAAAUGGACGAUGCAGCAUCUGAGAGGUCGACCUCAUCUUCCCCCUCAACUCCCUCCCCCUCAUCCUCCACCGUGUCUUCCACGGGCACUGACACUUACGCCUCCAACUGAGGACCAACUCUUUACCUCUUCAGGCCACGUGAGCCUGACCACCAGAGUUAAAGAUUGUUGUGAACGAUAUUCGCGUGUACAUUUAUAGACUUUUGGGACAUUUCCCAAUAAUGCGGACAAUGGCUUCAAGGUUUUAGAGUUGUAUAAUCACUAACGUGUCUGCACGAAGCACUAUUGUCCAGUCAUGAUUUGAAAUGUGUUUAUUUGCUGAAAAUAUGGCUUCCCAUUUACAAAACUAAGUGGAAAGACUGCCACCCCUAUGCCCUAUACCCUGAUCCAGUGCUGCUUUAUUUAAAAAUAAAGAGACAAAUCUGCACACACACAAAUACCUCAAAAAAAAAAGUGCUAAAUGUGUGCACCACCGGCCACAGGCGAUGCUGUUAAUGGGGCAUCACGCAAUCAACGAGAUGACCUCGUUUAUUUAUCGUUAGUGAAUGAAUAGUUACAGUAGCUGUUUCAUCGCUGUCACCUCUGUCUUUUAUUUUGUCUGUGCGCGCGCGCGCGUGUGUGUUGACUGUUUGAAUGUACUAUAUGGGAUUUGCAUGGUAUGUAAAGCCUUCAUGUAUCACCAGUGGGGCGCUGAGUUUUAUCAGUUGCGGAGCCGGUCCUUCAGGGCUGUGAAAGGCUUUUAUCUGCUGUUCCAUUUAAUCAAGUGGGACGAAUGUAAAGUGUUUUGUCCAGAGAGGCA
This is a messenger RNA of Gambusia affinis (western mosquitofish), 4460 nucleotides long. RefSeq names its product homeobox A1a (gene hoxa1a). Gene Ontology annotation, cellular component: nucleus. The record is from RefSeq and is a predicted model, not a curated record. The transcript has 2 exons. The coding region runs from base 2783 to 3772 and encodes 329 amino acids. NCBI's taxonomy places the organism in Eukaryota, Metazoa, Chordata, Actinopteri, Cyprinodontiformes, Poeciliidae. Gene Ontology annotation, molecular function: RNA polymerase II cis-regulatory region sequence-specific DNA binding; DNA-binding transcription factor activity, RNA polymerase II-specific. Gene Ontology annotation, biological process: regulation of transcription by RNA polymerase II.